Messenger RNA from Nymphaea colorata (pocket water lily), 816 nucleotides. RefSeq names its product pectinesterase/pectinesterase inhibitor-like. The transcript has 2 exons. Bases 1 to 816 code for a protein of 271 amino acids. The record is from RefSeq and is a predicted model, not a curated record. Gene Ontology annotation, molecular function: pectinesterase inhibitor activity; pectinesterase activity. Lineage: Eukaryota; Viridiplantae; Streptophyta; Magnoliopsida; Nymphaeales; Nymphaeaceae.
AUGGCUAGGCUUGAUGAACCUCUCAUUGGUUCUCCAAGCAAGACCAAAUCUCUAUUCCAAUUCCUCUUCCUUGGUGUGUCCUUGGUUGCCAUCCUCUGCUUCUCCCUCCGCCUAAGCUUCCAUGGCAACUCCUCUGAUCUUCUCCUCAUGCCCGUCUCUCCCCAAGUUUGUGCCACCACACUUCACCCAGACUCCUGCUCCAGCACCUUUGCCUCCGCCGGGACAACGCCCGCAACCGCUGCCACCAUCCUCGGUCGCAUUUUGGAGGAGUCGAUGCAGAGCCUACCUAGGCAUGUGGGCACGGUCAUAGCCUUGACUCACAAGGGAAACAAUGGCAAAAGAGAAGCUGGGCCGCUGGCUGACUGCCUCGACCUCAUGGACCAGACGGAGAGCCGAUUGGUCGACUCGCUCAAUGCAGUCGCCGGUCAGCCGACGGCUCAGGGGACACACGCGGACGUGCACACCUGGCUCAGUGCUGCACUCACCAACUACGUCACCUGCUUAGAUGGGCUUGACGGUACUGAUGCCAAGCUAGCGAUGGAGUCGGAGGUCAAGUCGUCGAUGGCGCUUCUCAGCACCUCGCUGGCAGUUCUCAAUCAAACGCAACCGACAGCCGAGCCGAUUCUCGGAGAGGUAUUGGGCGAGUUCUCGGCGUGGUUGAGUCCCGGGGAUCGGAAGCUCCUAACGGUCGAUUCUUGGGAUAAGGCAGUGAAAGCCGAUGUGGUGGUGGCGCAAGACGGGAGCGGGAAGUACACGACGGUGACGGCGGCGGUGAAUGCGGCCCUUUACCCCGUGGUUUUCACCCUCAUUGUUUAG